UCAUGACUUCCCAGCAACAGUCGAGCACCAGGAGUUGCUGUAGAGUUGCCUCAACCAUUGUGACCAUUGCAACUAUGCGCAAACGCACAGCUUGUCUUCUUCGGUGGCUUUAAAAGAAGCAUCUCCUUGUUUCUUCAGCCCCAUCGCUGAAGGAAUAAUGGGGGACUGAAGACAGUAUAUUCAUUAUGCUUUCUGUUGUGGAAAAUUGCAAAUGCAUUCUAGGUAUUUACAAGGCAUGCUUGUGUAAAUAUGUAUUGAGAAAGUGUUAUACGUAAAACAUGUUCAAUAUGAAGCUGUCAGUUAUGCUAUGGCAGCAAAGCAUUUGUAUGCCAAGGGGUUUCUUUACCUCUUUUUCCGUUGUUGACAUCUUUUGUUUAUUUUGGCUUUGUCAUUUUAAAUGCACUGCCCUUGUUGAUGCAGAAGAGUCGUGUUUUAAUACAGCAGUCAGGCAGAUUUUCUUCAUACUUUGUUUUCAUUAUUGGUGUUUUGCAUUAUCUGUGUGGACUAUAUUGUGUGUAUGUCCGUGCGUGUAUGUGACCGCGUUCUGCUCGUGAAAAUUGCAUGCAUCUGAUUUGUGCACUGAUCUUGUGAGCUGCUUGUCUUGAAUCAAGCUGGCUCUUGCAGUGCAAGACAUAUCUCUUUGCAAAGUUAGCUUCAUUGUGUACUUUUUAUCUGUGUAUUCAUUAAGGUUAUUCAUGUGUUCUAUGCUUAACGAAUAAAAAUAUGACGCACCAAUGUAGCUAAAUAAUCCAUAUGAAAAAGAGCAUUGAUUCUGCAACAUAUAGCUGUCCAUGGUAUGCAGAUUUAGUAACUGUUAAACAUUGGUGUGUGAUCUAGAUGUGGAGCAGAAAUGUGCACAAUCUACUCAGAACCCUGUUGUAGUAUUGUGUCUUAACGGCCACCACCUCAUGAUGCAUAUGUUGCCAACGACAAUGUUAUAUUACGAGGUGUUGUGCAGUAAUAGGGGAGAGAAUACCUAGCCAGGAAACCACAAAACAGUUUAAACGUUGCACACUGAACCAAAAGUAACUGGUCUCAGUUCAAAGCUGCAUUGUGCUAGCAUUGUGAUCACCUGAGGAACCAUGUACUGUGUUGCAUCUUGUAUUAAAAAACGGUUGCCCUUUUAUGGUCAGUAGACAGGGGCCACCUCAAGUGUAUGUGCUUGUGACGCCAGCAACAGUUUUUUUUCACUAAGGGGCUUAUGCUUAUAUACCAGGCUGCUUGUUUCAUAGCGUUUCUCAGAAACAGAGAACUCAAAACCCAACAGCAGCAACUUACACUGAUACUACACUCACUGUACUCUCACUUUAUUUUUUUUACUAUGUGAAAUCUUUUCUUGGCGAAAAUAUGGGGCAAUUUCAUAAACUGGGUCACUAGGUAAUCACAUAUAAAUUUAUUAGUCAAAUAAAAAAAACGUCAAACUGCCAGGCGCAGUUUGGUCUGAUCCAAAAUUACCCUAUCAAUACUUCUUGAAUGAGGAUAAAAGCAAUCUUUAGCAUUAGUAUCAAUGUUAUUUCAUUGUCAUUUUGUAAUUAGCUUUGUUUUCUAACAAAAAUCGUUACUAUGGUAACCUGUCUUAAUUUUUAUGCAGCAUCGAGGCCUACCAGCUGUCAAACUGCAACUACGAAUAGUGAGAAGCCGCAUCAGGGAUGUCGCCACCACUGUAACUUGUGUGACUACAAGACUAAUAGCCUGUACCGUCUGAGAACACACAUCAUGGUCCAUACAGGCGAGCGGCCAUUUGAAUGCCAUUUGUGCCCUCAGAGCUUCUCACUGAAGAGUACUCUCAAUGUACAUCUGCGCUCUCACACAGGCGAGAGGCCAUUUAAUUUCCCUUCAUGCCAUCAGCGCUUGCAUAAACCCAAAUUGAAUGAUCACCUGCGCACUCACACAGGCGAGAGGCCAUUUCAGUGCCCUUCAUGCCCUCGGAGCUUCCAACAAAAGGGUAAUCUCAAUGUACACCUGCGCAUUCACACAGGCAAGAGGCCAUUUCAGUGCCCUUCAUGCCCUCGGAGCUUCCAACAAAAGGGUAAUCUCAAUGUACACCUGCGCACUCACUCAGGCAAGAGGCCAUUUCAGUGCCCUUCAUGCCCUCGGAGCUUCCAACAAAAGAGCCAUAUCGAUGCACACCUGCGCAUUCACACAGGCGAGAGGCCGUUUCAGUGCCCUUCAUGCCCUCAGAGCUUCCAACAAAAGAGCCAUAUCGAUGCCCACCUGCGCAUUCACACAGGCGAGAGGCCGUUUCAGUGUCCUUCAUGCCCUCAGAGCUUCCAACAAAAGAGCCAUAUCGAUGCACACCUGCGCAUUCACACAGGCGAGAGGCCGUUUCAGUGCCCUUCAUGCCCUCAGAGCUUCCAACAAAAGAGCCAUCUCGAUGCACACCUGCGCAUUCACACAGGCGAGAGGCCGUUCCAGUGCCCUUCAUGCCCUCAGAGCUUCCAACAACACAGCCAUCUCAAUGCACACCUGCGCGUUCACACAGGCAAUAGGCCGUUUCAGUGCCCUUCAUGCCCUACGACCUUUACAUGUAGAAGCAACCUCAAUAAGCACCUGUGCCAUCACAAGGGCAAGCGACCCUUUCCAUGCUAGUUCUGUUUUCAGAGCUGUUUUGUAAACAGCACAUUUUACUUGUCAUUCAAGAACGCCUUGCGAGUGCUAAGCAAGUUGUGCAAGACAAAUACGAAGCUGUGUGUCUAUUUGCCAUUGCUAAGUAUGCAUGAAUAUCCAAUAGAAGAUUUCGAAUUGAACAUUGAAUUGACACAACUGGUCUCUGGGGUUUACUGGGCUUAAUCGAUCAAGAGCUCUCUGGCUCUCUAGAUCUUCACUAGCUAUACAUUUGUUAAUUUUCCUGCAUCUGUGUGACUGUGCCUUCAGCAGUGUAGUUUCGGGCACAGUGAGAUAUAUUUUUUUCCUAAGGUCAUAAUUUUGGUGCCUCAAAGGUCUAUUACGUGUAUGGGUGCUUGGAGCUUUGUUCGUUCUGAUAUUUCACCUUUUUUUUUAUUAUCUUCUUGCGUAUGCAUUCUACUUUGCAGUAAAUAAGCAUUCAAAGCAUCUAUUACGAUUUGUGCAAGUUUGUUUCGACUGACUCAAUAAAUGACUGUUUCGUGAAUGUGCAUUGUUAAUUCUCGAUAUUUCAACCCUUGCAGUAAUAGUAGCUCGCAGUAUUUUAUAUAAUGACCUAGUGUUUGUGUUGAACAUGCCAGGAGAAGUUGAGUAGUGGCACCUGCAACUACAUCUAUUAUUGCCAUUUAAUGCAGUUCUUAUUUAUUUCAUUUGCCAGAGCGUCAAUUGGCAUUACAAUGGGGAGAAUUCACUAUACAAAUCCAGAAAAACAAUGCAGACAGAGGAAAACUAGCCAUGAAAUUAUACAAGCUAAACAUCAAGGAUGCAACUAAAUAUAUGAAUAAAACGUCAUCACUAAAAAUUGAAAAAAACUUGCACACAUAAAAUGCUACAAGGAUGUAAUAAACACAUUAUUUCAAAUAGUAGGGUAGCUUGUUCCACUCAGAUACUUGAAGAAAGAAUUACAUUCAAAACAGCUUUGUUCUACAUCAAACUUCUCCAGCUUUGUUCACAUCAUCUGCACGGUUGGACACCUAAUCUAGUUGCAAUAUGUGUCAGUCUCUCUUUAAACAGAAAAAUUUGUUGUGAAGAAAAUGUUUGUCUGUAUUUUUCUUUGCUCCUGUAAGAUUUUCCAUUUGAAAUUUUCUUUAGCUCUAUAUAUGCUACAUUCUUGAGUUUAGUUAUUUAGUUAUUAAAGCAAAGUGGACUCUGUGUCCAGCACAGUCCACUAAUACCACACCAUAAAUUCGUACUGAAGUAGUGGCCACACGUAAGUUUUUAUAAAGGUAUUUCGUUUCUUGUGUCAUGUGCCAUUUCCCGAGUAAUCCUUGAACAGUACAUGCUUCACCAGUGAUGUGACCGAUAUGACGACGCCAGGUGACUUGUGGUGACAAAAGGACUCCAGGGUAUUUAUACUCGUAAACUUGGUCAAACAAAGUCAUGAGCCUGUAGCAGUACCGACGAGGCAAUCCACCGAAAGAUGGGACAGAGCUACCGCCGACGCCGUCCACGUUCCGUCCGCAUUUCCCUGCGUUCACGCCAAACGCGCGCUGUGCCCGCAACUACAUGCAGUGUAUCUGACGGUGGCUCGACAGGUUUGGACAGUGGAAGGAGAGUUCGACUCACUCAUCGUGUAGCGUCAGAUGUCGCUGCCUAUUCUCCAUCGCGCAACGUUUCUGAUGCAAGUUCCUGCUGUAUAUCUGUGUUUACUUGUUUUUACGCAGUUGCAUCUCAUAAACACAUGCACGCGACAUUUACAAUCAUUUUUCUUUUUUUUUCUUGGAGAGCUAUACAGCCGACUUCCGUUAAUUUGACCUUGACAGCAACAAUGAAAUUGAGAAUUUAUCCGGCGGGUCGAAUUAAACAAGAUUACAAAAAAAAAAAAGCCUAAACACACUGCCAAUUCAUUUGGCAGUAAUUGCCCCAUUCUAACACGCCCCAAAAUCGAACCCGCGCCCACAUUCUGUGUCCAAAUGAGUAAACUAAUGUAGAAAUGACAUUAAAGCUCCUAAACAAAGUGCAGAGCUAAAGUGGAUUCGAUUUUUUUAGCAAGAAAUCUUGUUGCACAAUAGCCGACUGUUUCCUAAAGUAAGCUUUGCUGCCCAUUCAUAUUUAAGUCAGAUUCGCUGCAAUACAUGCGUCUGAUGCGGGAAAACAUGCAAACGUUGCAGAGGCAGUUUUAGUUACAUGUCCGAUUGGGUACCAUGCAAACAACUUCCGGCUCAAUUUUAUCUUGAAAAAAAAAGGCACACAUUAGAGGCAGGUAAAUACGUUAUGUAAUCAAACAUUGUGAGAUGUGGUUCUUGCUUGAAUACCUUCCUAGAGUGGGCCGCAAAUAGGUAUUUUCAAUGAGAGGUGGCGUGUGUUCAAUGCAUUUACUGUCUCGUACAAUCUCCUCUGAGACGGACAUUGCCAUUAAAGGGUCACUAUCAGGGUCCCAAUGGAGGUCACACGCGUGCAUGCUGUCCAGUCAAGUUUGAAUUAUGUGGCAAAAGCAUCGAAAUAAGGAGUUUGGGCCCAUAGAAAUACAUGGGCGCAAGCUGGGAACUUUGGCCGGUAUCGAAUUAACCGGAGUAGAAAUAACGGAAGUGUACUGCAUGAACAUUUUCCUAGAUGUGAACUGCAUGUGCGAGUGAUCACAUGACCUGAAAAACCUAUUAAUUUCAUUUUGCAAAGUAGUACAAUCAUCUAUGUUAGUAAUUAUGUUCUACAGCUUAUACAAUUGUCGGCAAAUAGCAGCAAAUAUAUUGACACGUGUACUUGUCUUUAUCGGACGGCACGUUUCACCGCCUAACAAAUAUUAUCGCACAGCGAAGGACGCGUCUGCAUGUAUCGGAAGUUCCUCGAAUGUUAUCGAUGGUUCCAUCUGCUGUCUGUGACCGAACCUUAUUGCAUGUGUGCGCGACGCGAAUAAUGUAGACCUUUGUGAAAGGAACGCGGGUCCCAGUGAUUACUCUGGAACAUUCGACGACUGAUGUAUAAAAGCCGACGCGCUUGACCCGCUCAUCAGAUUUUCGACGACCGCCGACCGUGUUCGCCGCUAUCGUUGUGCUAUAAGUGUAGCCUGUUUUUGUGGGCACAAGUUCGCCCAAUAAAAGUUAGUUUUGUCUUUCA
This is a messenger RNA of Dermacentor andersoni, 5676 nucleotides long. NCBI's taxonomy places the organism in Eukaryota, Metazoa, Arthropoda, Arachnida, Ixodida, Ixodidae. The record is from RefSeq and is a predicted model, not a curated record.